GGUGGUGUGCGGCGGCGCUGUCGCCGAAGGUGAAAGGGGGUCUUGUUCCUCUCGAGUCCAGGAACACGAUUGUGGCGUCCGUUUCUCCAAAAUCUCAGCCAUGUGUUCAGAAGAGUCAGUUGCUGGCUCGCCAGAAAUCGCUUCCGGCGGCGGCUCACGGCGGAGGGCGGCAUAACAGAAAAUUUGUUGAGGGGUUUCGUUGCGGAUGAUGAGGGGAGUACGAUGGUGGUGUUGGUUCCUCCAAAUGAUGAGUGGUUCGCCAGAGAUCAGAGAUCAGGAGGAGAAGGUAGCUGAAACGCACCGUUUAAUAUUAAUUUGGUUUGUUUUAAUAAAAAGGAGAUUAGAAAAAAAAAAGAGAAAAAAAAACAAUUGUUUAAUUAAAAUUAGAUUGCAACGUGCCCCCACACACCCCUUUUAGCAAACAGUGAAACCCAAUUUCUUUCUCUCUGAAUUCGCCGCCAUCCUUCUCCUCAUGUGCGCUACCUUGUGACAAUCUCUUUCCCUUCAACUCCUAUUCUUCUUCAAAUAAAAGAACCCUACAGUACCCACGUGAGAUAGGUGACAGUGAAGGAAGUGUUAUUCCACCAUAUUAGAUACACAUUCAUAUUGGAAAGAAUUCAAAUUGGAAAGCUUUGACAUUCACGUGGGAGACCUUGGGAAUAAAAUUUGGAAACCAGAGUUGCAGAGAGGAGUACUUGGCCAUUCAAGUUGCAUAGUUUAAUUUUCUUUAAGGUGAAAUUUAAUUGUGGUGUUCAGAUUUACCGGGUGAAGAUAUGUUGGGUUGUCGCGCAUUUGCUGAGGACGGUCCAAUUGUUUCGUCAUAGCUAUUCUUCAGCAGCUGAGUAGCAAGCUGUUCCUGGAUUCAGAUUGUCAGUUGUCUUGCUGGUGAGGAUGCCACCAAAGACUAGGGGUGCUACUAGAGCGACGACUUCUCGCAAUGUUAUUCCCCAACCUGAUGACCCUCCUCUGAGGGAUCUUGUUGGAAGUCGUGGUGGGGGCAGGCGAGGGGGAACCAGGGCUGGUGAGCGCAGGUUUGUUGCUAAUGUAUUCAAUGUUCAAGUUCCUAGACGAAGAAGAGGAACUAUAGGAGCAAUAGAUCUUUCAGACAAUGAGCCAAUAACAAAUGAGGCUGAGCAAACACUUGGUGAUGGACAACAACUUCAGAUAGUUACUGGGCAACAGACAGAGGUUGGAGUGAGAGGGCAGCAAUUGGUGGGGGCUACUCAGGGGAUUGCAGUCACACUGAUUGAUUUUAUGAAGCUGAAACCCCCUACUUUUAGUGGAUCUGGUACAAGCGAUGAGCCACAACGAUUCAUUGAUGCUUUGGAGAGGCUAUGGAGGGCAUUGGGAUGCACAGAUACACGGGCAGUGGAGUUGGCAUCAUUUCAGCUAGAGGGUGUAGCACGUGAUUGGUACAAUGUCUUGACUCGUGCGAAACCAGUGGGAUCACCUCCAUGGACAUGGGCUGAUUUUUCGGCGGAAUUCAUGAACUGCUUCCUUCCACAGAGUGUUAGAGAUGGCUUUGUUCGUGAUUUUGAGAGGCUAGAACAAGCUGAGGGCAUGACAGUUUCUGAGUACAGUGCUCAUUUUACCCAUCUUUCUAGAUAUGUUCCCUAUCCUCUUCCAGAGGAGGAGCGUGUCAAGAGGUUCGUCAGAGGACUCAAAGAGUAUUUGUUUAAAUCUGUAGUUGGGUCUAAAUCUUCCACUUUCUCUGAGGUAUUGAGUUUGGCACUUCUGGUUGAGCAGCGACAGAAGGAGAAGGGGAGUGCUACACAGAAUUCACAGAAGAGGCCGCGCUUUGAGGGAUCUCAUGGUACUCAUUCGAGUCAAGGCAGUGGUUUUACACCUCGUCACCAGGGGCAUUCAAGGACAGUGGUAUCUGGGAGUGCUUCUAGUGGCCAUUCUUCAGGCUUCGUGCAGAAUCGCAGAUCUGAUUUUGGUGGGUCUUCACGGUCUGUUACCCCUCAGAGACAUUCUGGUGCUAGAGCUACAUCAUGCCCUACUUGUGGCAAGUUCCACUCUGGAACUUGCUUUGGAGAUAAUAGGGUGUGCUAUUAGUGCGGU
Molecule: messenger RNA, 2064 nt
Organism: Lotus japonicus
Lineage: Eukaryota; Viridiplantae; Streptophyta; Magnoliopsida; Fabales; Fabaceae
Exons: 4
Coding region: 892-2058 (388 amino acids)
Source: RefSeq, a predicted model, not a curated record